AAUUGUCUUUAGAGAAUACUCGGACACGUAUGACGUAACCAUAUCGCCUGAAUGUAAACAACCUCAACCGCGCUAUAAAGUCGGUCUAGAAUCGUGUCUAAGAUUAGCAUUUCGUGCUUCAAAGAUUAAUUGAGCAGGAUUUGUUGAUGGGUUGCUAAUAAGAGGUUAGUAAGAUGACUGCAGUUCCUUGUUUUGAAAGUUUAUUUUCAAACUUAAUCAAGAACCUAAAAGAAAAUGAUCAAGUUAUUGAAGUCAGUAGUCAUUUUGGUCCUAAUCAUAGCUUAGAGAGCAUGUUCAGUUAUCUUUGGAAUUUGGAUGAAGCUCGGUCAUGCUUACUGCCAACCAUCAUUGUUCAGAAAAAAUCUGAAGAAGAUGCAGAACGGCUGCGUAAUGAAGGCAACAAAUGUUACCAGAAGAAGAUACUAGAUAAAGCACUGAAGCUAUAUAACUUAAGUAUCAUGUCAGCACCUCAUCCAGGCCUUUCUGUUUGCAAGCCAUGUGGAGCUACCAAAGAUUAUAAUUCCCACGAAGGUCAAGAGAAUCAUAAUGAAGAGCAAGAGUAUAGAUCAUUAGCACUUGGAUAUGCAAAUAGGUCUGCUGUUUUCUUUGAGUUAGGACAAUAUGAUAAAUGUAUUGCUGACAUUGAUUUAGCAUUCUUACAUGGCUAUCCAAAGUUGUUGCAUUGCAAACUUGCUGAAAGAAAGUCAAAAUGCUUGAUUUCUCUUGGCAAAAGUGAAAAUGCUAAACAAGUACUCCUUGAUGCACUCAAGGAAUUAGAUGACAUGAAACUAGAUGAAUCAAAGAGCAAGACUUCACGUAAUGCAUUACAUAAUUUGCUUGAAGCAUGCCAGGAAAAUGGAGAACUAAAUGGCUUUCCAGUGAAAGACUGUAACAAAUUGGCUUCAUGGCUGAGAGAAGCUACAAAAGAAGAACUGUUAUUUGCUUAUCAAAUACCUGAGGUUCCUUCACUCUCACAGAGUAAUCCAGCAAUUCCAUGUCUCAGUGAUGCUGUCAAGCUUGAUUUUUCACCUUCACAAGGGCGAUACCUUAUAGCUGAAAGAGAUAUAGAUCCAGGUGAAGUCUUGGUAGUAGAAAAACCAUAUGGCCAUGUUUUGCACUUGGAUUCAUCUCUACGAACACAUUGCUGUGUCUGCUUUAAUAGGUGUCUCAGUCCACUGCCAUGCCCUUCAUGUUCAAGAGUAAUUUUUUGUAGUUCUUCUUGCCGCAACAUAGGGCUUUCCUCCAAUCAUAAUAAAGAAUGCUGUGUUUUACCUACAUUAGCAGCUCUUGAUAUGGGAAAAAAUGCUGUCUUAGCAUACAGAAUACUAAUUCAAAUUCCAUUCAUGCAGUUGAAAAAGUUAGUUCCUUUGUAUAUGCAAGAAUCUGUUGAAUUUUCUCCUGAUAAGUUAGGCUUUAAUAAUGCAGCCAAACCAAUUUAUGAUUCAUCAGACUAUAGGACUAUAUACCACUUAGUGACAAACAAAAAUCAGAGAUCAGUUAGUGACUUGUUCAAGAGAUGUUCCAUGGCCAUAAUCCUUUCAUGGAUAUUAAAGGAAAGCCAGUCCUACUUUGUUGACAGCUUAAGUGAACCAUAUGAACCAAGCAUGGAUGACAUUAAGAUAGCUGGAUGUACUCUUUUCACACAUCUGAUGAGUUUUCCAUGUAAUGCUCAUUCCAUUACAGAAUUGCAGGUUGAUGUGAGCAAUUUUCAAAAGAGUUCAAGUCAAGAGAUUGGGGCUGGUGCCUUUGGUGUCCUAAGCUUGACCAAUCAUUCUUGUAAUCCCUCAGCAGCUCGUUUCAGUUAUGGAAGCACUGUUAUUCUGAGAGCAAUACGAUUUAUUCCAAGAGGUGCAGAAGUAACAGACAGUUAUGGAGAACACUAUGGUUUAAAACCAUUAACUCAAAGAAGAUCUGUUCUGCAGCAGCAGUAUUAUUUUGAGUGCAAGUGUGAAGCGUGUGAAAACAAUUGGCCAACUUAUCUCAGUUUAUCUGACAAGUACAAACUGAAGUGUUUAAUGUGCAGUAAGAAAAUUGACAGUAAAGGUAAGUGUACUAAAUGCAAAGUAAGCUUUACAGAACUUUUGUCAAAAAAUGAAAUUGUUCCUUACAUGUGCAAUCAAAAGGAUGUUGAGAAAGCAGUAGAAGAAGGUGUCACAAAUUAUGAAAGUGCCUAUGAGAAGAUUAUAAGUGGGGACAAUUCUUCAGAAAUGAAAGACAGUUUGUGCAAUAUUAUUAGCUUAAUUGAUAAAUUUGUAAGUCAGCCUUGUAAAACAUAUUUUGAAGCCCAGGAAACAUUAAAACAUUACUUUGAGAGGCAAGGAUCUUGUGUAUUCAGGAAAGAGGUAUAAUAACUGUAUCCCUGUUUAGUAAUGCUAUUGUAUUUUAUCACACCAAGUAUUGUGAGAAAACCAUUUAUGGUAUUUCUGCAACUAUGCAAAUACUUUACUAUACUUAACCUUUUACAAAGCACUGUUGGUGUAAAUUAUAUUUUGUGAAUGGGAAAUUAUAUCAAAGGCAGAUAAACACAGUACUUUUAAGGGGAAAUGCUGGAAAUUUAACUGAUUCUAUAUCAGUAAAGUGACUUGUUUUGUUUCAGCUAGAACAGAUUUUCUUCAAUAUCCCUAUCCUUUGAAAAUUAAAAAUUACUUUUUA
Macrobrachium nipponense is the source of this 2652-nucleotide messenger RNA. Its product is annotated as SET and MYND domain-containing protein 4-like. Gene Ontology annotation, cellular component: cytoplasm; nucleus. Gene Ontology annotation, molecular function: histone deacetylase binding. The record is from RefSeq and is a predicted model, not a curated record. The coding region runs from base 174 to 2348 and encodes 724 amino acids. Lineage: Eukaryota; Metazoa; Arthropoda; Malacostraca; Decapoda; Palaemonidae. The transcript has 5 exons.